This is a messenger RNA of Raphanus sativus (radish), 2320 nucleotides long. Its product is annotated as dynamin-related protein 4C. Gene Ontology annotation, molecular function: GTPase activity; microtubule binding; GTP binding. Gene Ontology annotation, cellular component: cytoplasm; microtubule; membrane. Lineage: Eukaryota; Viridiplantae; Streptophyta; Magnoliopsida; Brassicales; Brassicaceae. The record is from RefSeq and is a predicted model, not a curated record.
GAAUUUUUUUAACAUUUAUCUGUUGCACCAAAAAAAACUUAAGUUCAGGUUUCUAGCAAAGUACAAGCUUCGACCAAAGUACAAGCCACGCUAGCUAUAUAAGUCACCCACUAGAAAACAUCUCUUCUCCGUCUCACCCUUUUACUACUUUCUGAGUCUUUUUUUUAUUCUUUAAUCAUCUUAAGUAAAAAUGGGAGGAAGUAAGAUGCCAGAAGUUUAUGACAUCAACGUGGAAGCCGCUCUUGCUAUUGUCAACACCAAUGUCCGAACUGAAGCACCGAUUGUGUCUUCUUACAAUGACCGGAUCAGGCCGUUGCUUGACACAGUGGAUCGGCUGAGGAACCUGAAUGUGAUGAAAGAAGGGAUCCAGCUUCCCACCAUUGUGGUUGUUGGAGACCAGUCCUCAGGAAAAUCCAGUGUUCUUGAGUCCUUGGCAGGAAUCAGUUUGCCUCGUGGGCAAGGAAUAUGCACUAGGGUUCCUCUUGUGAUGAGACUACAGAAAAGCCCUAGCCCUGAACCUGAGAUCUGGCUUGAGUUCGGUGACAAAAGAGUUGACACUGACGAGGAGCAUAUUGCCGAAUCUAUUUGCACCGCAACUGAGGCAAUUGCUGGAUCUGGUAAAGGUGUCUCAGACACUCCCCUGACCCUCCAUGUAAAAAAAGAAGGUGUUCCUGAUCUGACAAUGGUUGAUCUCCCCGGAAUAACCCGGGUUCCUGUGAACGGGCAGCCUGAAAACAUUUAUGAGCAGAUCUCCGGGAUGAUUAUGAAGUACAUCGAGCCACAAGAAUCCAUCAUUCUCAACGUCCUGUCAGCUACAGUCGACUUCACCACCUGCGAAUCCAUCCGUAUGUCUAGGCAAGUUGACAAAACAGGGGAAAGGACACUAGCGGUUGUCACAAAAGCCGACAUGGCUCCUGACGGUCUCCUGCAGAAAGUAACGGUAGACGAUGUGAAUAUUGGACUAGGUUACGUCUGUGUCAGGAACCGUGUAGGGGAAGAAACCUACAAAGAAGCUAGGUUGAAGGAAGAGUUACUUUUCAAUACUCAUCCGCUGCUUUGCAUGAUCGACCACGACAUUGUUGGCAUCCCUGUUUUAGCUCAAAAGUUAAUUCAAAUCCAGGCAACGAUGAUUGGCCGUUGUUUGCCGGUCAUUGUACAAAAGAUUAACGAGAAGAUGGAAACGAGCGAGUUUGAGUUGAAGAAACUGCCAAUGGUUAUGACAUCUUCAGGGGAAGCUCUGAUGACAUUCAUGAAUAUCGUUGGUUCUGUUAAAGAAAGUCUCCUGAGAAUUCUUGUCCAAGGAGAUUUCUCUGAAUAUCCAGAUGAUCAAAGCAUGCACUCUACUUCUCGUUUGGCUGAUAUGUUGAGGAAAUUCUCGGACAACCUCCAAGCGAAGCCGAAGGCGGUGAACGAGUUCUUGAUGGAUGAAAUCAAAGUCCUGGAAGAGUGCAAAUGCAUCGGAUUGCCUAAUUUCAUCCCAAGAUCAGCCUUCUUGGCUAUUCUUUCACAACGUGUGGAUGGCAUGCACGCUAAGCCGGUCGAGUUCAUCAGAGAGAUAUGGGACUACGUUGAAGUUGUUCUCUCAUCAGUCAUUACCAAAUACUCUGACAACUUCCCACAGAUUCAACCUUCCAUCAAACGUGCGGGUCGAAAUUUAAUAACCAAGAUCAAGGAACAGUCUGUGAAUCGAGUGGUUGAGAUCGUUGAGAUGGAGAAACAGACGGACUACACAUGUAACCCUGAGUACAUGACAGCAUACACACAGAAGAUUGCUAAUCAAGCAAGCUUCAUCAGUCAUGUACAGAGCAAUUAUUCGAACUACGGUGAUGUUGGGAUUUCGCAUCUGAGGGGGGUUAACUCUCAGUUGCUUAGCCAAGCGUUCGACAUGAAUGUGAGGAUUACAGCCUACUGGACCAUCGUGGUAAGAAGGGUUGUUGAUAACAUUGCACUUUACCUUCAGUUCACUGUGAAGAAUCUUGUGAACAGUCAGUUUCAGAAGGAUAUAGUGGCGGAAAUGGUGGAUCCUAGGGGCGGAGGAGAAGUUGAGAGGAUGCUUGAUGAGUCUCCUUCGGUGGCAUGCAAAAGGGAGAAGCUGAAGAAGAGUAUCAAGCUUCUCAAGGAGUCAAAGGACGCUGUUGCGGCCAUUGUUUAUCAGAACUCUGGGUAAGGCCGAUCGUUGAGCUAUAUUGUUUCUUUCUCGUGAAGAUCAUGUGUUUUAGGGUCUUCGAGAAUGUUUCUUUUUUCGGUAUUUUUCAGUUGUGGCUUUUGUGAACUCUUGAACUUUUGGUUUAUCGUUUAUGUUAAGUUUUUAAUUGUUUUA